Dermacentor silvarum is the source of this 15574-nucleotide messenger RNA. It is a transcript of the gene Megf8, whose product is annotated as multiple epidermal growth factor-like domains protein 8. The transcript is spliced from 34 exons. The coding region runs from base 528 to 8987 and encodes 2819 amino acids. The record is from RefSeq and is a predicted model, not a curated record. Gene Ontology annotation, molecular function: protein binding; calcium ion binding. NCBI's taxonomy places the organism in Eukaryota, Metazoa, Arthropoda, Arachnida, Ixodida, Ixodidae.
UCUGUGGGUGUCCGUGUUUUGUAGGAAGCCGUACGGGCCGUACUGACAUUCGCUUUGUUGUUCCAAGUUUUGCCGAGCCAUCCCAUUCGCGUGCUGUGUGACAAGAAAAGCAAGCAGAGGGAUCAAGCUCGUGCGCUCGUGCAUGCGCGUGUGAAUGGUGAUCGCAAAGUGAUCGCGUCUGUCUCGCGCUCUAAAGUGGGCACCUCCGGAGCCUCCGGCGGAUGCCCCUUUUUUUUUGUCAGCUGUGCUGCAUCGGAACACUGUGACCUUGCACAGUGCGCAACGAUCAGAAAGUUUCCGUGAUGCCGUUUUUCUGUGAUUGUGAUUUGUACUGAUUUGCACUGGAAGGGUUGGAAGCAGCGCAGCAUCACAGCAGGGCGUCACAAUAUGGGUCGUUGUCAUCUGGUGUGGCAGUUAUUUGAUGGGGGCAGUGAACAAGGAGCUGCAUGGCCUCGGUUGGAGCACCCUUGUGGCUACUGCUGGUCUGAGCCGGGCGCAGCCGUCUGGUGGCCAAAAUGAGCUAGGCCAUGGCCAUCUGGCUGCUGCUGCCCAGCGGGGCCGGGUCGCUGCUGGUGCCACUUCUGCUGGCAUGUUGCUUGCCGGGCCCAGUGGCUGCCAAGCCAUCGGACACUUGCAACCGCCAUCGCAAGAUCCUCACUGCUCCCUGGGGCAUCAUCACUGAUGGCAAUGACAGCUACCGUAAUGACUCGCACUGCGAGUGGCUCAUUAGAGCUAACUCCAGCAAGCUUUACAUCACAUUGCGUUUUCAUGAAAUGGCUACAGAAUGUGCCUAUGAUCAUGUGUUUGUCUACGACGGCGACUCCUAUACUAGCCCGCUGUUGGGAACCUUCAGUGGAGAGUCUAUACCCCCACCUGUGACGGCAACAUCUGGUUCUAUGCUGAUUCUUCUCUACAGUGACACUAACUACGUCCUCAAGGGUUUUGUGGCUGAGUACUCUAUCACUCAGUGUCCAUCCAACUGCAGUGGCCAUGGCAGUUGUGGUCGUGAAUCAUGCGUUUGUGACCUCACAUGGGCAGGACCUGACUGUGGCACACCUGUCUGCCCUAGCUCCUGCCAUGCUGACCAAAGCCAGGGCAAUUGCAGCUUUCCUUGUGCCACAACAAGCUCCCCAGGGUCAACCGAGACUCCACAAUGCUGCCGCUGCUCCCAUGGUUUUGCUGGGAUCUCUUGCAGCCUGCCUGAAAACCCGAAUGACUCUGCUGCUGGUUGGCACCUCCUCUCAAGGGGCAAUGUCCCAUUUGUUGCUCGUGCAGGACACGCGGGUGUCUAUUUGCCUUUCACAGAUCAGUUCUUUGUAUUUGGGGGCCGGGCGUUUGGUCGCGUGCUGGGGGACUUUCUCGUGUACAACUUCAACGAGAGCACGUGGCACGACUUGACCAUUGUGAAGCCACGACCUGCAGCCCGCUGGGGCCAUGCCAUGGCUCCUUACGCGCACACCAUUGCUCUUCAUGGUGGUGAGCUUGCCAAUGGGAGCCUUUCAUCUGAGCUGUGGCUCUACAAUGUUGCCAAAAGGGAGUGGACACUUGAGUUGCCUUCACCUGCUGGCCAAUACCCACCUGCUGUUGCACUGCACACAUUGACUCCUGGUGAUGGCAAUCACCUAUAUGUCUUUGGUGGUAGGACAGCUGGGGGUGUGUUCUCAGAUGCACUGUAUCGAGUGAAUCCACGAAAUGGUACCCAGUGGGAGCGUGUGAGUUAUGUAGGUUCUGUGCCUCCUUCAGUUGGCCAUGCUGCAGUGUUUCAUGCCGAGUCAAGAUCUCUGCUGGUGCACGGUGGUGUGGUGGUGGACUAUGCACGCUUCAGCAAGCUGAGCUCAGCACUGUGGGCCUUUCAUGUGGAUGCCAAUCGAUGGACACGUCUUCAACGAACACCUCUUGGUGGUGAAGCACCCACAGAGCGGGCAUUUCAUGCAGCAGCCCUUGUAGGUGGCUACAUGGUCCUCUUCGGGGGUUAUAUGCACAAGCACUCAUUUGAGGAAAAGUGCUUUGAUGACGGCAUCUACUUGUACCACUUGCGCUGCCACAAGUGGGUCUCGUUCAAGCUUGUCGCGGGGGACCUUCUUGGUCAUGGCCACGGUGAUCGAUGUCCUGGUGUGUACUCUCAUGUGAUGGCUCUCCGUCGUGGUCACACUCUCCUGGUAUUGGGAGGCUACCGAGGAGUCAUGUCCUCUGACCUCUGGGCUUUUCUCUUACCGACAACUAUUACACAUGCUUAUUCAGAUUCAGCCUCUGGAGCCUGCAUUCGCCAUAGAUUUGAGACUGCUUGCCAGGCCAACCCUGCCUGUGCCUGGUGUGGCGGCUCUGGUGUCUGUCUCGACCGAAGAAAAGUCAAGGAUUGCCGUUCUGGUAACUUCCGCCCGGGUAGCUGCCCUGGCUUAUGUGCAGCUCUGGGUGAUUGUCAAAGCUGCAUGAUCUGGGGUGGCCAUAACAGCAUGCCUGUGGGAAGCAAUGAACUCCGGGGUCUCACUGCCAAGGCUACUUUUCCACAGGCCUGUGGGUGGUGUGUUGAGGCAUCAGCCUGCCAUCCCAUUCAUGAGCCUCCUGGAGUAUGUCGUCCUCCCCAUGAUGGUCGCCUCUCAGCAGAGCAAGCAGGCUUCUGGGGUCCGCAUGGCCAAAUUGUGGCCUCCUUGCAUGAAUGCCGCACAUUUGACUUUCGGCCAGGCCUUUUUCUCCUGCAGUACAGGAAUCCAGUCAACCUCUCUCAACCAGAUCAGGUGUCGUACGUGAACAACAGUAGCCAGCAUCUGAUGUUCACCUCCGAGUACCAAGAUGAACAGGAAGGAGGCGGAGAGCACGUGGCACGCCUACUGGGCUUUCUGCACCCUCGGGGAGCCCUGCCCCCAUCGGGGGAGCCGCUGCGCCUCUUCCUUGACAUCAAUGGAGGACGUGCUGCACUGCGCUUGGGCCAAGCUGGAAGCACCCGCCUCGAAGACACUGAGCUGGUGGCACAGCUGAGUGCACACAGCUACAAUCGAACAGAGGCAAAACGCCCGAGUGGCCAGCCACUCCUGCUACCAUCAACAGCAGCGCGGGAGCUACGUUACCUUCUCGAUCUCUCUUUACAUGCACCAGCCAAGUACUGCACCAAACACUGCGAUCGCAACUUAGAUCUACGAUGGAAUGCUCGUGACUCUCAUCAGGUAAUAUCCAGCAAGCACCUGGAACCGUAUCGCAAUGGGACCCAGUGCCCUUCACGUGGCACAUGCCUGGCAUGCCUGAGUGAUGCUGGCUGCGGCUGGUGCCCAUCAGCUCCGGCUUGCGUGCCACGGCAGCCAACGUCACCACCUACGGCCAAGGGAGCAGCACCGUGUGCCCCGGGGAGCACACAGCUCUUGGUCUUGGAACCACACCACUGCCCCACCUGCUCAGGGUUCAUCUAUUGUCACGACUGUGUCCAGGAUCCAUUCUGUGAGUGGAUUGUGGAAGGAGCCUUCUGUGUACGUCGGGGCCGCCACAGUUCGGCUGUUAGGCAUCCAGAUCUGUGCCCAACUCCAUGUCACCUGCGAAGAGGAUGCAUUUCAUGUCUAGGGGACCCUGGGCGGUGUGCUUGGUGUCGAGAGACGCAGAGCUGCUUCCUCUUCUCCACAUACACUACCUCCUUCAUGUACGGUGGCUGUCGUGAGUGGGUUGAUGAGGACCACGGAAGUCCCAAAGGAGCAACAUUCCCAGGAGCACAGUGUCCCAAUUGCUCAGCAUUUAAGGACUGUGCUGGUUGCCUGCAGAAGCUGGGCUGCGGUUGGUGUGGCAAUGACUACAACCCAAACAAUGGGGUCUGUGUGGAGGGAGACUUCUCUGGACCUUACCUGGGCACUUGCUCAGAGCGUGUACGCAAGCAGUUUCCUUCGCUGGGGGGCCCCCGGGAAGCAUCAUGGUCUUACGCCCAGUGCCCUAAUGUGAACGAGUGCAAGCUCAAGCUGGCACGCUGCCACCCAGAUGCUACCUGUUACGACACUGCCCAUAGCUAUCGAUGCCAAUGCAACCGGGGCUUCAAAGGCGAUGGCACCAUGACAUGUGUUAAGACGUGUGCUGAGCAUUGUGCUCAUGGUCAUUGUUCGGAGGCGCCUGAUUUUCGGUGUAUCUGCCACUUGGGCUGGACAGGACCAAGAUGUGAUGUUGACUGUGGCUGCCACAACCACAGCAGCUGUGAGCGUGGAGUGGGGCUUUGUGAUAGUUGCCACAACCUCACUGAGGGAGACCAUUGCCACCUCUGCAGGAAAGGGAGCUUUGGGAAUGCCACCAGUCCUUUCGGCUGCCGUAAGUGUGCCUGCAAUAAACAUGGCGAUGCGACACGAGGCACAUGCGACUCAAGCACAGGGGAUUGCUACUGCCUACACAACACCCAUGGGAAACAUUGCGAGUCUUGCCAGCCAGGGUACUUCGGUGAUCCCAGGAAUGGAGGCCGCUGCUACAUAGACUGCAGUCCCAAGCGUGUUGUGUACGUGGAGCCAGAUGGAGGUGGACUGGGUGUGCCAGAAAUGGAGGGUCCAGUGGAGGCCCGCCACUGUCUAUGGAUCCUCACCAGUACUCCAACCAACCGAAGCAAUACUCUCUCUAUGCAACCAGGAGCUACCUUGGAGUUAACACUGCUUCCAAACCUGAGGGUUCCAUGCCCUGAAAAUCAUAUCUAUGUUUACUCGGGGGUUCCACCUUUUGUGCUUUCUGCUGUACGUGGCAGUGAAGAAAGUGUGCUGCUGGGAGCAUUUUGUGGUACCAACCUGACAGCAAACAUCACACUGGUGUCACCAACGGGCUGGCUGUCGGUGUACUUUCGGCGUGGCCGCUUGCCCCAAGGGUUCAGCGCUAGUUUUCGUCGCCUGGACUGCCCCAGUGCAUGCAUGUUUGAACAGCAACACCACUGCAGCCACAGUGGAGAGUGCGUGUGUGGCCGUGGCUAUGUUGGCAGCCACUGCCAGGUGGCCAGCUGCCCCAACGAGUGCUCAGCCAGCCAGCACCAUGGCCUCUGCGAAAAGGGUUAUCGGCUCUGCCACUGUGGAGACCAGUAUGGGGGUGCUGACUGUGGCCACGCUCUGGUGCCAGGACAAGUGUCGUGGAGCCUUCUGUUUGAGCUGGAACGACUCACUGGGCAGGUUCAAGGGGGCAGUAUAGGCGGUGCCACUGAGCUGCCCCACUCACGCCUGGGCCACUCACUCCUCUCUCUUGAGCCCAACCAAUUGUGGCUGUUUGGCGGCAUGGACCCUGCACGGGGUGACAGUGAUGAACUUUAUGUAUAUGACCUCGACUUUGAUCGUUGGAAAAAGCUUAACGUGUCACGUGACAUGGGCCAAGCUCCAACGGCCCGUCGGUUCCACGGAGCUGCUAUGGUGGCUGGCAGCAUGUACAUAUUCGGUGGGCUCAAUGCCACUGGUGUACUGGGUGACUUCUGGAAAUUUGCGACAGACUUCUACACAUGGACUCGUGUUCCGACGACUCCAGAUGUGCCAGCUUUAGCAGGCCUAACACUGACCAACGUGGACAACCAGCAACUGGUGCUCAUAGGAGGGUUUUCGCCUGAGUAUGGAUUUCAGGACAAAACACUUGCCUACAGCAUUGACGCUAUGGACUGGCGGGUCCUCAAUACUACAGGCACUGUCCCCAUUGGUGUAUACGGACAUACCAGCAACUACCAUCGACCAACGCAGAGCAUCUAUGUAUUUGGAGGCAUUGUGUACUCAGUAGACCGCCCACUGGUAUCGGACCACCUGUACGUGCUGCACAUGCCAAGCCGCCGCUGGUCUCGCCUGCCACCUGACGAUCGUGCCAACCCAGCAUACUCUAGGAUAUCUCCUCGCUACUUCCAUGCUUCAGCCUCCACUGAAAACUCUUUGUUUAUCCUGGGUGGCCGCAAUGGUUCUGGAGAGGCAAUCUUGGAGCCAUUUGCCUAUGACUUCAGUUGCAACCACUGGAUCCCACUUGAUGGACCAUAUGUACAAUUAGUUGGUGAGCAGCCUGCGGCCCUGGUGGGUGCCUCAGCAACCCUUCUCCAAGGCAAACUGUACAUACUAGGUGGAACAUCAGUGCGGCUGCAGCGUGUGACCCUUCCCCGGGAUUUGUGUGCCCUCUUCUCGCACAGCCGGCUUGGAUGUCUGCGCUCUGUUGGUUGUUCGUACUGCUCUGUCCAAGAUGCCCAGGGAAACAUCACUCACUGCUACUCCAGUGCCAGGGCAGUCCCAGCCAGCUGCAUUCAUCAUCGAGGAGGAACGUUGGAGGUGGCUCAAGGCAAAGUCUGUGAUGCAGAUUGGCUUGGGAACCGCACCUGUUACCAGUACAACAACUGUGAGGAUUGUGUGGCCUCAUGGCCAGCGCAUCCCAGCGUACAGCACACAUGCCAAUGGUGCACAGGCUGCCGUAAGGGCCGCUGCUUCAGGGCAGGGGAGUCAUCAUGUGAGAAGCCCAUUGGCUGUGAUGGGCCCAGACACCCACUUGUUUCAGACCCUGCUCAGUGUCCACUUCGUUCUUGCCUUGCCUCAGAGUGUGAGAAGUGCAGAGAUCUUGGGUCUUGCAUGUGGACUCGGCAGGUGGUUCGUUCAAGUGAACUUGGCCACACAGUUAACGUUCGUCCAAUCUUUGACUGGACCUGUGUGGGGAGAACACUGAAGGAUGCGUCGAGUUUCCCGGUGGAGUCAAAUCCUCCACGACCCUGCCCCAAGCGCUGCAGCCAGCACACAUCUUGCACUGAGUGCCUUGCCAGUGCAGGAGGCGAAGGUGGCUGGCACGAAUGUCGCUGGAGCUCUGCCCUGGCUGAAUGCAUGACUCCUAGCUACGUGGGCCUGCGGUGUGAAGGAGGGGCCUGCGGACAGGUUCUCGGUGGGUCUGUGGAAGCGUGCGGGGUGCCGUGCCAUGUACACGGCCAGGCGGCCCAUUGCCUGCGUGAUCCACGGUGUGGCUGGUGUGGUCUCCGUGCCCCAGGUGCCAAUGGAAGGGGCCUCUGCAUGCGUGGGGGACAUAGGGGACCUACGGGUGGUUCUUGUGGGCCAGCCUCUGUCUUCUUGCAUGGCCAUCCUUUGCCUGCCAAUGUAUCCCACUGGCUUCAGACACUCGGGAGCGAAGUGUACUGGUACUACUUUGUGCGGCCUCCUGAGAAUGAGUGCACCAACGGACACCACACCUGUGAUGCCGAGAGGGAGGAGUGUGUUGAUACACCUGAUGGCUUUGAGUGCAUCUGCAAGCAAGGUUAUGCCAUCAGCAGCAACAGCACCAGUGCUGUCACUGGUGGCAGUGCUGGAAGCCCAAUGUGUGAGCCUGUCUGUCCUGAAGGAUGCGACCAGGGCCAGUGUGUGCGACCAAAUGAGUGCAAGUGCAGCUUUGGCUAUGUUGGGCGCAACUGCUCCAUACUCUGCCACUGCAACGGUCACAGCGACUGUGCCGGCCCUGACCACCUUGAUGUUUGCACAAAGUGCCACAACCACACAAAGGGCCCCCAGUGCAGCCACUGUGAACCUUUCUACGUGGGUAACCCCGCCAAGGGAGGCCGCUGUGUGCCAUGCCUUGAGUACUGCAACCAACAUACAAAUAUCUGCGUUGAGGCAGGGCAAUUGGACUUCAAUGAAUCUGCUGGCAACCUUUCACCUGCUGAAUUCCUGGAGUCAUUCAAGCAGAUUGAGCAUGGUCCACUGGAGUUAGCUGUGUGUCGUUUCUGCCAGAACAACACAAUGGGUGCUCAGUGUGAGGAAUGCGUCGAGGGCUACUUCGUUGUGGGCAAGGACAUCGCUCGUGGCUGUCGACCGUGCGAAUGCCAUGGGCAUGGGGACACCUGUGACCGGCGUACAGGUGAAAACUGCAACUGCAAGAACAACACGGAAAAUGACCGCCAGUGUAGCCAAAAGAGUGGCAAGAACAGUGCCAGCCCCUGCUGGAACCUCCAGUGCUCCAAGUGCAAGGAGAAUUUUCAAGGUGUUCCUACUAACGGACACCAGUGCUAUCGUCACAUGCGUCUCGAGCAGGACUAUUGCUUGGACCCAGAGACACAGGAGUGCAGUCCAGACCCAAACCUGCUGCCUCAGGGUCGCACCAUGUUCUUCGUUGUUCAACCUCGCUACAUGAAUGUUGACAUUCGAGUCAUUAUGGACAUUACCUCAGGUGCAGCUGAUUUAUAUCUAUCAGCUAAAGAAGACACCUUUGUCGUCGAAGUCAACCGCACAACUGGCACACAUGUAGUAUCAGUUGAUCGGAAGUAUGGCGUCGGCUUAACUGGAGACUUCACAGCAAACGCAGCAGUUCCAGCUGCAGCUUCGCUCCGUAAUGGUACCGAUGCCCCUUGGCUUUUGCGACCUCGCCAUGCCACACCUGCAGGACUAGCCACCUACGUCACAGUGAGGGACCCGCGUGAGUUCCUGUUGGUUCACAAUCUUCAGCACCGUCUUGUUGUUACUGUGCCUCAGAAUGUGUAUGACUUACGAAGCACGCGGCUCUACCUCGUUAUCUCAGGGGCUAGUGAAGUACCCACACGUGGAAGCCUUUUCUUCCGUCAGGACCAGACACGCAUUGAUCUCUUUGUCUUCUUUUCCGUAUUCUUUUCUUGCUUCUUCCUGUUCCUGGCAGCCUGUGUUGUGGUGUGGAAGGUGAAGCGUGCUUUUGACAUCCGCCGAGCUCGUCGUUUGCAUGCAGCGCAAAUGGAACACAUGGCACGGCGGCCAUUUGCAAAGGUGUGCCUGUCUAUUUUGGAUGAAGAGGAGAGUGGUGACAGCUUUCGGUCACCAUUACGUAAAAAACCUCAACGUCGCACCCUCAGGGACUCCCCUAAGGGUGUCCCAGCGCCUUGUGGAUCAGUGCGGCCAGUUGCUGUGGAACCCACGGGUGAUGGUGCAGCAGCAGUGACUACAUUAAUGGUGCAACUUCCUGGAGGACUGAGUGCGCCAGUGCGACUUGCGCUUGCUUCUGCAUUGGUGGCUGUGCGUUCUGGGGGCGGGGGUGCAGCAGGUGGCAUCCGAGCUGCCAUGAGACGGAGGACAAGCCACAUAAACUUGUGAUAUUGGACAUGCUGUAAUGUUCUUUAUUGGAAUGUUAUGCACUGAACUCAUUUGGCUGGAUAGUAGUGGUGCAGUGAGUUCAGGCCAUGUUGCAGCCUGAACUUUGAAUCCAGCUCAAGUGUGUGCUGUGGCUGUUGUGACCAGUGCCAGCCCCUUUCUUACACCUGCUUUGUCUUUGAGAGGACUAUUAAGACACUUUUUUGUAGAGAGUGGUAUUUAAAAAGGUGAUCUUGGAUUUGGGGCAGCAGCUUUUGGGCAUAGACUGCCUGUAGAUAAUUGCAGUGCUUUCUCUUGGGCUUGUAGUCUAGCACUUGUUUCUUUGUACUAUUGGCCCCAUCUGCAGGAUCGAGUCUUAGAAGGCCACUAUCAACUGCACACCUACAACAGCACUGCUGAAGAUUUGAAAUGUUCCUGUUCACCAGCCACAAAGACAAUGUUUUACUCGUAGCGUGCACACCAUACGUCCGCCUAACUCAACAAACAUGACUAGACAUAGUUGCAAAUCUAAAAUUUUAGUCAGUUCAUCAAUGACAUGAAAAGUCACAAUAGCAGUGCCUCAGCUGCAAUCUUCUGCUUUGACCUCAAGCAUUUGAGAAAUCAGGUGCUCAUGUUCUUUGCCAUAUCUUAGUUAAGUUUUAUAAUUGCUUCCUGCAUCUUCAGGCCACAAUGCAUGUCAUGUAUUUACACAUCUAUUCAUUUUCUUCUAAUUUUUAGUGACAAACGUCGUAAAAGUUUAAUUCAAUAUAUAUUUUACCUGGCAUUGAGUGUUCAGCGACCUCUCACUUUAUAAUUGCAUACUUCACAAUAGCUUACCCUAAUUAGACUUGUAUGUGAUCUGCUGUGUAGUACUAGCUUCUGGGGCAGAUUCCAAAACCAAGCUUUAUUUUAUGAAAGGUCCUAAAGGCCUUUCACCAGCCAUCAUUUUUUUAUUACUCAGUUCAUGCGCAAGUAUUGAACUUUGCUUUUGCAUACUUUGUUUGAUUACACCGUGUUUCUCUAAUGGUUAUAUAAGUAAUCAAGAACUUAAUGUCAUCUGUGCUGAAUGUUUCAGAGGGAGAUAAGUACAACUGCAUAGUGGUUGCCUCACAACAUAUUUGGCCAUGUUUUGCACGCUAUGUUUGGUGCCAAAAUUUUCAUGUCUUUAACCUGCAGUAGCCUAUUUGAUGUCCCUGCAACCUUAUUCCAUUCAUUCUUCACGAUAAUCAGGUAUGGACGGAUUCUUGACCAGUGCAUGGGAAACAAGCUAAGAGCUGUCAGCAAGCGGAAUCUUUCACUGCAAAUGCGGCAAAUUCUUGCGCUUUAUUUUUUUAUUAUUUAUUUAAUUAUUAUAUAUUUUUUUUCACUUACUUUUAUUAGCCCUGUAGCUCAAUAAUUCAAUCUCGUGCAUGAAAGCUGCUUUAGAAUCUAUGCGAAUUUAACUGGUAUUUUCAUGAUUGAGCCAUGAGGAAUGGUUUGUAGCACUAUUGGCCUAUACUGAGUAUACCAAUCUGAUGUUCCCCAUUUCAAGAAUCUUUUAUGCAAGUCCAGUGUGUCUCUAUAAACAAAGUAAAUUAGCAAUGGAUGCAAGAAAUUUUUUUUAAUUUUUUUUUGCUAAUACAAGUGUCCUCUGUCCCAUGCAUGAAAAAUACAGCAUACAUCAAGCUGGUUAUCAAGCUCCUGAUGAAUUGUUUUGAACACUUGUUGUCACUAUCUGUGAUAACUGCUAUGCUAAUGUACACCUGCCUUUCAUGCUGGGUCAUUGCACAUGAAGUUGUAGGGGGGGGGGGGGGGGGCAUACAAUUCUUGUGAAUGUGUACCACUGGUUCUGCCUACCUAAUUUUUUUUUUUUUUUUUUUUUGGAAAUGAACUUACUCUACUGAGAUUGUGCUUACUGUUUCUGUAUUGGUUUUUCAUCACAUAUACGUACUUAAGCCUUGCUCUAAAGUGUUCUGACAUGCUUUCUGCAAACUUGCUUAUAUGACAAUCAAGUACGAAGAAUGCUGCCUGCUAUUUCCAUUCUUCCAUAUCACGAGCGCAGGCAGCCCAGAGCCAACAGCAUUGAAUACAGCGAUGAUGCAAUUGUCUUUAACACGUGCUCUUGCAACUACGAGCACUCAUUAUGAUUAGUGUAGCGCACCAUUUGAAAUCAGGAACAUCAUUUUGGCUUACCUUACUCUUGCUGGAGUGAGCACCUGGCUGCCAUCCUGGUCGUGUUGCAUUAGUGAGAUAACAUUAUUUAAGUCUCUGGAGUUUGUUUUACUUGGCUUAAAAAGGGGAAAGGAAAAAGGACUCUUCAUUUAUAUGUGUUGACUGUGCUUUAAUGUAAGGUUCACUAAUGAACAUUCUCUCUGUCUUUUGUUUCCCUGAAAAAAGGAACUUGCCGUUUUUGUCAGUGCAUCAUGAUGAAAACCUUUCUUUCUUUCUAUAUGUUACUCUCACUGUUCAUGCUUUUCAAGUCCAUUGCAACCUCAGGCUGUUCAGCAAUUGUCUUCAGGUACCAUUUAAAAAGUCUUUUUUUACUCAUGAUUUUCAAGGCCCUAGCUUUUACCUCUAAUAUUCAUGUGGACGAAACAAUCUUUACAAUCUACACUAAUGUGACAAGUAUGCAAUGCAUUAUAGCCUAGUGCGCAACACUCAGCUCUGGCUCAGGCUUGUUUAUAAUCACCUAUCUAGAAAGGACUUCAGGAUUCAUUAUGGGACUCUUUCCCAAUUUCCUGUUCAGCAUGAACACUUAGUGAGACCAGAGUAAAGCCGAGUUGAACUUUUUUUCCAACCUUCUUGUCGUAUAUUUUACUUCUAAUGAUCAAAGUUAUUUGGCAUGAUGUACAGCUGGAGCAGAAAUUAGAGUAGCAUAGUUUUGUUGCCCAACUGCAUUUGCCUUCAAGCCAGUGGAAACCAGACCACAUAUUUGGUGUGCUCAUAUGUGGCAUUAGCACUCAUGUGGGCUCAUGUGAACAUGUCAUAUCUACGAUUUUUACUGAAUUACUCAUAAGUGCAGUUCCACCAAAUCACUGUGCUGUUUACUUUUUGCACUGCUUGUAGAUUACAUGAUGCAGUCCUUUGUUCUGAAAUGUACAAUGUGUCUUUUGUCCAUUUCCAUUUUGUGCAAUUAACAUGGAAUACAGUUAAACCUGUAUGUUAUCUCAUUUCAGCUGGGUCAGUGCAAAUGCUUUAGCUGCAAUGUAGGUAUUGUUUUCACUGUUUGCUUGUUAUUCCAAUCAUUUGUUUUUCUUUGCAAUAUGCUGUGCAAGUGUUAUUCCUUUUUUUUAAGCUUCUGUCAUGGCUCAAAACAGCUACAGUUCCUAGUGCGAUGCUUUUUCCAGCAUGUUUACAAUGUCAGAAUAGUUCUGGCCUUUGUUGUGAGGAGGUCUCAUACUAUUAUCUGUGUGUGUUGCUAUUUGCAUUGCAGUGCCAAAAAAGUGUGUAUUUCAUUGUACGGUGUAGUGUUUUAAUGUUUCCUUUUUAUACUUUUACUUUUUGAUUGCUAAAAGCAAACUGGGCAGAAUAACACUGAUUUCACUAGAAGUCGGAAGACACUGCGGUGGCAGAGCUCGCCUUUACAUUCACUUGUGCUACAGCAUAAGCAAAUAAUUAUUAUAAUCUUGCUGCUGAUUGCGUGACGUACGGGUGCAGUGGAACGAGCGACAGGCAUGUUUUUACAGUUUGCUGUGUUGUGUUAAUAUGAUGGUUGUACUCUUCUGGUCUUGGUCUUGUGAGGAGCACACUGUCUCAUAGCACUGUGUAAAGUUCAGGCCAUUAUACACGGUAUAAUAUUUGCAUCAGAUUUUACACAUUUGUUUAUACUUCUUAACCAAAUCAUCACAAAUCUGCAAAAAUAUUCGUCCGUAGCAUAGAAAUUAUAUUCUCAUGACCUGGACUUGCUAUUGUAUGUUAAUAUGUCUAAAAGGCAACAAAGCACACAUAGCGCGCAUCAACAGAAGACUUUGAAAAGACAUUGCAUUCAUACAUUUCAUCUUAGCUGCUCAACAAAAGUGUGUGCGCACGUGCAUCAGUGUGCUGUUGAAUUUUAAAAUUUUGUUAAACAGUGCUGUAAAAAAAGUGAAAGUGAAUUUACAGUGCAAAUUUUCUGAAUCUACUUAAAUGAUCUCAGAGUAUGCAACUUCAGUGUAAAGUGUGCUUUCCUUGUAAUACAUUGCAUCAUUAGCACCUUGUUCUAACAAAGUAUGGUAAAGUGCAGGUCUCCUUGGGUGUCACAGAUGCUGUCAUUCUAGCUUUACUAAGGACGUAAAGGUUUUAGCUGAUUGCUUGGUGAAAUAUCUUGUUUAAAAUACUUGUUAGCAUUACGACUAUUGGCUGACGUUAUAUUGGUCAUUCCACACCAACUCUACCAACCUUGGUGCUUGAUCAUCUGUGAUUUCUUUACAAAAAUUUUAGGUGCUUCAAGUAUAACGCGAAAAGUCAUUUCAUAAAAUAUUUUUCUUGAACAACAUUUUUCACCAGCUCGAGCACCACUCAAGCUCUCUCGUAAGGCACGAAAGUAUGUACCAUAAAAGGCAUUACCAUAAACUCCAAACUAAUAAUAAACACUUAAUUUUCUCAGGAGAAUGAAGAUAGAUCUGACACCUAAAAUUAUAUAAAGCGAUUUUCAGCCAUUCCUGCAUUUUUUUAUAAGCCGUUAAAUUUGGGGAAAUUAGUCCAUAUUUGGGAUUUUUUUUCAAUAAAAUGGCUAAAAGCAGUGGGAGGCAAUUUUUUAAAAAGAGUUCUCGCUUAAACAAACAGCAAUUUGAUAAAGCUUUCUCAGUUUAAAAAGAGAUACAUAUAUCUGCCUAAAAAUAUCUUUUGCGUAAAGUACAGCUCCUAGACACUUGUAUAAAAUUUUGGUUUUUAUAUGAAGCCAGUUCAUUGGAAAAAAAUCCCAAAUAUAGACCAAAUUUCCCAAUUUUAACGGCGUAUAAAAAUGGAGGAUUGGCUAAAAAUCACUGAAUGCAAUUUUAGGUGUAAGACCUAUCGGUCUCCUGAGAAAAAUAAGUGUUUAUAUUUAUUAUUGGAAUGUAGUUUUUGGCAGUGCCUUUUAUGGCGCGUACUUUCGUGCUUUACGAGAAAGUUCCGGUGGUGCUUGAACUGGUGCAAAAAUUUUUUCAGGAAAAAUAUUUCUAGGAAUGACUUUUUGUGUUGUACACAAGUGGCUGAAAUUUUUAGAAAGAAAUCGCAGAUGGUCUAGCGCCAACAUUAGCCCAGUUGGUAUGGAAUGAUUCAUAAAGGGAUUGGAACAAAGCUGAACCUAAGGGGCAUAAUUGUUAUUUCAAUUCUGCGAGAGACAAGUGAAUCGUCAUAGAUCACGUAUAACCUGUACAAAAAUUUACAUUGUCACUGAACCUAAGAUUCUGAAACAUGUGGUGACAAACUAUGGAAUAACUUGGCACUAGUUUACAGUAUCUUGAAUGCAUAGUUAGGCCAUGUCUUUAUGUUUAGUGAAUUUUGUAUAACAUUUCAUAAGUUAAAGAAUUACAUUACGAGGUCUGGUGUUAUGCAGGCUUCAAAAUUGCAGACAGCUAUAGGAUUAGGUUGCAUGUGGCACGGAUGAUUUCUUUUUCUGCAAGAUCAUCUUAGUGGUAGAACCUCAGGAAGUUUAGUGCAUGAAUGGCAAUGCAAGUGACAAAAACAUUUGAUUGCUUUUUUUAACCUUAUAUUUAGGCUAAACUUUGAUCAUGCAGCAUAGGUAAUGACAGUAUUUCUUCUUCUAACAGCCAGAAAGCUUGUGCCUGUUGCAAGGGUUGUCAUUGUACCUAUUAAUUACACUGUACAUUAAUAGCAGAGUACCGAAUGUGUUCAGGAUUGUUGGCAACACCAUUUAAAAACCAGUCUCUAUUCUUGAACCUUGGCAAGAAGACAAACAGUGUGGCAUUUACUUCCUCGCAUGGUGCGCAGAAUAAUUUUUUUUUAAAUGAAUUAUAUCUAAGACACUUUUAAAAUCUUGCAGUGAGUUUAAUUUCAAUGCACCCUUGGGUGUAUAACUUUUGUUUUAUAAAUUUAAAAGUUGCUUAAUAACAAAAUGUCACAGAGCCAAUUGUCAUCAGCAAGGUGCAAAUCAAACUGGACUAACACUUUGUUGUAUUCGAGCAGCUGCUCUGCAGUUUUAUGUUCUUUUACAUCAUUUAAUUAUUGACUCACUGAGCAUUAGAAUAGAUUUUUCACAGAGUUAAACUGGGCAGUCUGCAUUCACUCUGUAGGUGAUCGCAGUGGCCCAGCCUUCAUGCUAGAAUAUGUGCCACUUGUACAUAUUACCUCUACUGUUUGCACAUUUUGCUAUAGAAUACUCUCCGUCCUCGAAAUGUCCCAUCACGAGGUAAUGCUGAUAGCAAAUUAGAAGACGAAGGAAACUGAAAUUUUAGGACUAUUUAUCACUGAAAUGUGCACCUUGUGCUGUGGUAGAUUAUCAAUUAUUUUCACAGAUAUUGUACAAAUAUUCAAAGGUCACUUCACUUUAUGUUAAUUGGGGAAAAUGUGGGUUAGCUUAUGGAAAUAUAUUUUUUCCAGAUGUGUGAAUGCUGUGAAUGUUGCAGCAUAGCAAAAGCAGAACGCAAUACACAAGAAUCUCGCAGUGAACAUCGGAAAGUAGAAGCAAUAAAGGAAGUUAAUGAACCUUA